UCGGCGCUCGGCUGGGGCGGCCUGGCCCACAAUGAAUGGCCGCCGCCGCUGCCGCUGCUGCUGAGCCCGAGGCCGCGGAGGCCGCGGAGGCGGAGGCCGAGCCCCCGGCGCAGGGGGGGCGCCCCCCGGGCCCAGGCCCGGCCCCAGCCGCCUCUGCGGAGCCCGCCGGCAGCCCCCGGAGCCCGGCCGCCCGCCAGCCUCCAGCAUGGCCCAGAUCCUGCAGAUGGAGAUCCCCAACUUCGGGAACAGCAUCCUGGAGUGCCUGAACGAGCAGCGCCUGCAGGGCCUGUACUGCGACGUGUCGGUGGUGGUGAAGGGCCACGCGUUCAAGGCCCACCGCGCCGUGCUGGCGGCCAGCAGCUCCUACUUCCGCGACCUGUUCCACAGCUCCCGGAGCGCCGUGGUGGAGCUGCCGGCCGCCGUGCAGCCUCAGUCCUUCCAGCAGAUCCUCAGCUUCUGCUACACCGGCCGCCUGAGCAUGAACGUGGGCGACCAGUUCCUGCUCAUGUACACCGCCGGCUUCCUGCAGAUCCAGGAGAUCAUGGAGAAGGGCACCGAGUUCUUCCUCAAGGUCAGCUCGCCCAGCUGCGACUCGCAGGGUCUGCACGCCGAGGAGGCGCCGCCCUCCGAGCCCCAGAGCCCCGUGGGCCCGGCCGCCCCCGGGGGGACCCCGGCAUCCGGGGCGGGGGCGGCGGCGGCGGCGGCGGGGGGGCCCUGGCCGGGCUGCGGGACCCCGCUGCCCCUGGUGUCGCGGGUGAAGACGGAGCAGGAGUCGGACUCGGUGCAGUGCGCGCCCGUGGCCAAGCGGCUGUGGGACUCGGGGCAGAAGGAGGCGGCCGGGGGCGGCGGGGGCGCCGGCCCCAACGGCAGUCGGAAGAUGGCCAAGUUCUCCACGCCCGACGGGGCGGCCCGGCAGCCCCCCCAGGCCCAGCCGGGGGUCCCCAAUGCCCCCGCGGCGGCCACGAUGGCGGUGGCCGGGCAGCCCGGGGGCGCGGGGGUGGCCGGCCAGGCCGGGGGGCCCGCGGUGGCCGAGAGGACCAGCCCCGGCACGUCGAGCGCCUACACCAGCGACAGCCCCGGCUCCUACCACAACGAGGAGGAUGAGGAGGAGGACGCCCCCGACGAUGGCGCCGACGAGCAGUACCGGCAGAUCUGCAACAUGUACACCAUGUACAGCAUGAUGAACGUGGGCCAGCUGGCCAGCCUGACGCCCCCGUCCCCCUCAGCUGAGAAGGUGGAGGCCCUGCCCGAGCCGGCCACCCCCGAGUCCAGGAACCGCAUGCGGGCGCGCCAGGACCUGGCCUCCCUCCCCGCCGAGCUCAUCAACCAGAUCGGCAACCGCUGCCACCCCAAACUCUACGACGAGGGGGAGCCCUCCGAGAAGCUGGAGCUGGUCACAGGCACCAACGUGUACAUCACUCGGGCGCAGCUCAUGAACUGUCAUGUGAGCGCGGGCACACGGCACAAGGUCCUGCUACGCCGUCUCCUGGCCUCCUUCUUCGACCGGAACACGCUGGCCAACAGCUGUGGUACCGGCAUUCGCUCCUCCACGAAUGACCCCCGGCGCAAACCCCUAGACAGCCGCGUCCUGCACGCCGUCAAGUACUACUGCCAGAACUUCGCCCCCAACUUCAAGGAGAGCGAGAUGAACGCCAUCGCCGCCGACAUGUGCACCAACGCGCGCCGCGUGGUCCGUAAGAGCUGGCUGCCCAAGGUGAAGGUGCUGGUGCCCGAGGGCGAGGCCUACGCCGGCUUCCUGGGCGAGGGCUGCAAGGUGGAGGCGGCCGAGCUCAUGGGCAUGGAGCACGCCUUCGACCACGAGGCCGCCGCUGCCCACGACGGGACCCACGACGGCGAGCCGGGGCCCUCUGACGGCCUGCCGUGAGCCCCCCCAGACACACGCGCGGGCGCGCGCGCGCACACACACACACGCACCCACACCCCCACCCCGGGGCGCUGCAUGUCGCCGCCCUCUGCCUUCAGCCCCCCUCCCCCCGGGGCCCCCCAAAGGCCGAGCGGGCGGGAAGGGGGGCCCCCCAGGCAGCCCGUGCUUCCAGUUUUUUCAAAAGCGCCUUCCAGCCUCUGACUCCCCCCACACACACACAUACACACACACACACACACCACACCCCACUCACUCCAGUGGGGGGGGUGUUGGGGGUCCAGGGGGACUGGGGAAACUGAGGCUGGGGUGAGGGGAGGGGUGUGCGAGUGAGCGAGAGUGUGCUCAGAGGCCGCAGGGCUGGGGGGGGGCCGAGCCGUGCUCCCCCCCACUUCCCCACUCCAGCCCCCUCCUGUACAGAAUUUUUAAGACAUUUUUUUAGUGAAUGAAAUACGUAUAAGAUUUCCUUUUAUUUUUCAAACCAGAAGCGGGGAGGGGGGAUUUCCCUCCCUUCCUUCAGUUCCCCCUGCCCCCACCCACCCCCUCCAGAAUGUAUGGGGGGGGGCACUGGGAAGGCGGCUUGUGAGGGCCGGGGCAAGCUGACUGUUUCGUGUGUGUGUGUCUCUGUGUGUGUGCGUGUGUGUGUGUGUGUGUGUGUGCUCGGUGGUGGUGGAGGAGAGGCAGGAGGUCCCCUGGGUCUCAGAGGGGAGACCCCCCCCCCUCGCCCACCCUCUCGUGUCCCAGCCGCAGGCACCCCCACUGGGGCCUGGCUUUUGACAGCGUGUUUCAAACCAUUCCUUUCUGUCCUUGUUCGGCACAAGGAUGUUGUUUUUUGUUUUCUCUCUCUGGUUUUCUUUCUUCCUUUCUUUCUUUCUUUCUUUCUUUCUUUCUUUCUUUCUUUCUUUCUUUCUUUCUUUCUUUCUUUCUUUCUUUCUUUCUUUUCCUCAUGAGCCGCGGCCACUGUUUGAUUUGCACAGACAAGCAGGCCCCAGGCUGGAGUUUCCCCCAGCAGCCCUGGGUCACCCAUGCGGUGCCAGGGCCAGGAACCACGGGGAAGGUCGUUACAACUUGGAUUUUAUUUUUGUACGGAACGCUUUCGCGUCGCGUGUGAAGCUGAGGGGUUUUUGUUUGUUUUUCUGUUUGUUUGUUUCCUUUGCACCCCCCCCAUGCCCUCUCCCACCCCACCCCCGAAAAGGAAAAAACCCCAGCACACCCGUUGCCAUUUCUUCCCCAGUUUGGCCUCUGCUCUCACCUCCUGCCCCUGGUCCCCACUGUGGUGGUGGGGGGUCACCUCGCCCCCGCCUGGACCCUCCAUGGGGUGGGGGGGUUCCCCGUUGUCUGCUGGGGGCAGGCAGUGGGGCGAGGGGGUGUCUCUGGUCCGGCUGGGGCCCAGCGGCCCCCCACAAGUGUGUAUGGUGGGGGGUGGGAGGUGGACACCCCCAGCUAAAGCACAAGCACCUUAGUUUCAGCCCCUCCUCCCCCCCCCCCCGGCCUCUGACCCCGACCCCCAGCAUCAAUCCCAAAGCACAAAAUCCUGGACACUUGGCGAGUUUGGGGGUUGAGGUGGGGGGGCAGCACCCCGAAACCUGGCCCUUGGUGAUGAUGUGGGGGCGCCCCCCGCGGCCCCCUCCUGACAUCAGGGACCCCCCCCUCAGCAGGUCCCCCAGCUUCCCGGGACCGUGUGCCUGGGUCUGGUGGGGAGGUCUCGGUGGGGAGCAGGGCCAGUGGGGAGCAGGGCCGGGCCAGGGAGUGUGGGGGCUGGAAUUUCUCCACCAGGAGAGCCAAAGACAGGUUCGUGCCUUACCUAGGAGCCACCCCUGCACCCCUGAACCCCGACCUCCACCCGGCCUGGAGCUGCAUGUCACCCUCCCUCCCACCCUGUUCCCCCCCCAUCUUUUGGGCAGCCAGGGAGAAGCCACAAAUCAGAUAACUGAAGAGACUGUAGGUGGGGCCCCCCAUCCUCUGGCUGCCCCUCACCCCCUUUCCAUGCAAGGACAGGCGGUCCCCGUGAAGUGCCAAGGCCGCCCCCCCAUCCCGUCCCCCAGCUCCCCUACCCCCCUGGUUGCACACAACUACUGUACGGAAAACGGGGGCGCGGGGCGAGUCAAUGUGAACUCGGGCAGCUCGACUGCCGCCAAUAAAAGAGGAGCCUUUGUAA
Erinaceus europaeus (western European hedgehog) is the source of this 4040-nucleotide messenger RNA. RefSeq names its product nucleus accumbens associated 1 (gene NACC1). NCBI's taxonomy places the organism in Eukaryota, Metazoa, Chordata, Mammalia, Eulipotyphla, Erinaceidae. The record is from RefSeq and is a predicted model, not a curated record. Gene Ontology annotation, biological process: regulation of transcription by RNA polymerase II. Bases 206 to 1885 code for a protein of 559 amino acids. Gene Ontology annotation, molecular function: protein binding; DNA-binding transcription factor activity, RNA polymerase II-specific; RNA polymerase II cis-regulatory region sequence-specific DNA binding. The transcript has 6 exons.